Molecule: messenger RNA, 939 nt
Organism: Penicillium waksmanii
Lineage: Eukaryota; Fungi; Ascomycota; Eurotiomycetes; Eurotiales; Aspergillaceae
Exons: 2
Coding region: 1-939 (312 amino acids)
Source: RefSeq, a predicted model, not a curated record
AUGAGCCCAAUCAUCGGUGUCUUCCCCGCCUCUGGUGGGCUGGGAUCCAGCGUUGUGAAUCAUCUGAAGACACUCGUGCCUGCUUCGCAAUUAUUGCUGAUCGCCCGCCACCCCGAGAAGCUCGUCGCCAUUAGCCGAGAAGGUGCUUCUGUUCGACAGGCCGAUUAUGAUAUCCCCUCCUCCUUGACCAAUGCAUUCGACGGUGUAGAUGUCUUGAUGCUGAUUUCGUAUGCAUCUUUUGAGAUCCAGCAUCGCGCUGAUGCUCACAGACUCGCAAUCGAUACGGCUAUCAAAAGUGGUGUGAAGCAUAUAUUCUACUCGUCGCUUGGUUUUGCUGGCAAUUUAAGCGAUGAAAGCGUUGCACAUGUCAUGGGCGCACAUCUCCUGACCGAGCAAUACCUCGCGGACCAGAAAGAUAAAAUCUCCUAUACUUCCAUUCGGGAGGGGAUCUACUCGGAGUCAUUCCCUAUCUAUACGGCCUGGUUUGAUCCAAAGAGCCCAGUUGGAGAAAUCACGAUUCCGCAUUCGGGAGAUGGACCUGGCGUCUCGUGGGUGAAACAAGACGAUCUAGGCGAAGCAACUGCUAAGCUAGUCGUUACAUACGCAAAUACCCCAACGGAAUUUAAUUAUCUCAACGAGAAAGUUCUCCUUUCGGGACAAAGGGAAAUCUCGCUUGCCGAGACGGUGGAAAUUCUGGGUCGCGCCAUCAGCAAAAAGCUUCACAUCAAAGAGAUUUCGGUCGAUCAAUAUGUCGAUUUGCCCCAGAUUGGGAAUAAGCACACAUACCACGGCAUUGAUCUCUCUAGAGAGUGGUCCACUGCCUGGCAAGCCAUUAGGAAUGGAGAGACGGCGGCUGUUUCUCCUGCUCUAAAGGAGAUCCUAGGCCGGGAGCCUGAAGAUUAUGAGACAACCAUUCAGAAUCUGAUCGGCAAUAUCUAG